UGAGCCUUAUUUUUUUGUUUUUAGAUGUUUCCUCUCCCACGUCCUAUUACAUUUCAAAUCGACACAGAAUCUACUAGAUAUUCACUUUCAAAUGCUAGACUUUAUUCUUCUCAACGUCAUUAUUCUCUUGCUAUUCUUAAUUACAUUGCAGUUCUUAAAUCUCUCCCAACAGAAAAUCGUUUAAAAUAUUUGGAAGAAUUUUUAGUGACACUUCAAGCAUUUCUUCAUCGUGAGGCGAAUGAGACUAAUACAAAUGAUGUUUUACGUGUGGCAACAAUAAUUUAUGGAACAGAAUUUAGAUUUUGGCGAACAAUUGCAGAAUAUUAUUAUGUUAAAAGCAAAUUGUCUAGAUCUUUGGCUAAUUUUCAAAGGGCUCUUUUAUUUGCUAAGGGGGAUAUUGAAUGGCUUCAAGCUACAACAAGUAUUGAAAAUUUAAAGACAAAUUUAUUUGAUGCCUGGCAUUGGCGAAUGAUUAAUGACGGGAAAAGAAAUGCAAAAUUUGUUGAAGCGAUUAAUGGAGCACUUAAUGCAAAACAAGAUGCAAGAGUAAUUGACAUUGGAUGUGGCUCUGGAAUUUUUAGUAUUGCUGCGGCUAGGAAUGAUAAUCCUGUCCAUGCUUGUGAUCUUGAUGAAACUAUGUGCAAAAUUGCUCGUAAUUGUUUUAUACAAAAUGAUGUUCGAGUCAAGCUUUUUGAGAUGCAUUCGAAAAAAUUAACGGUCAAAAAACGUUAUAAUUUACUUGUUAGCGAAACUGUUGAUUGUGCAAUUUUUGGAGAAAGAAUUAUAGAAACGGUUUCUCUCCUUUUCUCACUUCUAGAGGCGGAAGCAAUUGAUCGUGAAAAUGUAUUUGAGUAUUCUGAUACAAUUACUUUUAUUUCUGAUUGUUGUAAUGUUGAGGGAUCUGCUUCAAAAAAUAUUAAACGAAUUCUUCCUCCAUCGCCUUAUACUUGUUCAUAUGUUGAAGAAUUAAAAGACGGUUAUAGACUUUUAUCGCAACCAGUUGAAGGAAUUUCUGUUGACUUUAACGAUGUUUCUCAAUUAAUGAAGAUUAAGAAUGGUUUUUUAAAAUUAGUUUUUUUUUAA
This is a messenger RNA of Meloidogyne enterolobii, 1083 nucleotides long. The record is from the annotation of a GenBank genome assembly. NCBI's taxonomy places the organism in Eukaryota, Metazoa, Nematoda, Chromadorea, Rhabditida, Meloidogynidae.